This is a messenger RNA of Fusarium fujikuroi IMI 58289, 3537 nucleotides long. RefSeq lists its product as uncharacterized. Lineage: Eukaryota; Fungi; Ascomycota; Sordariomycetes; Hypocreales; Nectriaceae. The coding region runs from base 1 to 3537 and encodes 1178 amino acids. The transcript has a single exon. The record is from RefSeq and is a predicted model, not a curated record.
AUGCGUGCCACAUUCUUUGCCGUGGCGGUGCUGCCAUUCCGUGCAAUCGCUCAAAACCCGGUUCCUGAAGCCGCGCCUGCUACUACCACUACCUCUGAAGCCUUCAUUCCACCGGUGAUCGAUUCGUCCACCGAAAUUCCUAUUGACCUUGUCCCUACUACUACCAAUGCUGUCGUUGUUCCUCAGUCUACAUCGGAAGCAAUUGAGGAGAACCCGCAGCCAACUACUCAACCGGCUCCUGUCAUUCAAGAUACAACAACAUCCCAAGAUGUUAUCCAGGCUCCUACUUCCCAGGCACCACCUGUUGUCCAAGACACAACUACAGGUCCUGCGCCUGUCAUUGAUACCACUCAGCCCCUUACACAAGAGGGUACAACUCAACCCAAUGUUCAAGACACAACCACUGGACAGCCUAUCAUUGAGGAUACAACCUCACAACAGCUACCUCCCAUCCAAGAUACAACAACGGAGCUGCCGCCUCCGGUUAACCCUACCAGCACAUGGCUUCCUGUAGUUGAUACCACCAACCAGCCCAUCAUCCAGACCCCUGGUUCCUCACAAGAGCCUGUUGGUCAGGACACCACUACGGACGUUCAGUUACCCGCUGUGCCUACAACAACAUCGGACGCUGUUCCUGGUGUGACCACCGAGACCAACAACCCUCUGUCAGAUAGCACGACUGAGCAACAGUCAAUCAUUGAGAGUACCACCACUGGUGUCCCGCCCGCUGAGACUACCACUGCUCAGGUGCCCGUACAGGACACUACAACAACAGCUGCAGAGCACCCUCCUCAGACCACUACACAGCACCAAGAGCCUGAGCCUACCUCCGACGAAUCCAAGCCAACUAGUAAGGAUGACGGCGAGCCUGUAAUCACCCAGCCCCCAGCCCAAACAACGGCCGCUCCUGAGGUGGCCACGUCAGCUGUUUCCUCCGUCUCAUCGCAGGUCGCCGCCCUUAUCCCCGUCAUCAACAAAUGGACUGAAGACCCUGAGUCUCUCACCGAUGAAACUAACAAGGAGGUCGAGGACACUCACGAUGACAUCAUCGCUGUUAUCGUGUCUUUGGGCGGCAAGCCCGAUGUUGGCUGCAACAAGAAGCGCGGUUUGCUUGGACCUAUUGGCGAUAUCAUUAACAAGCUCGCUUGUAUGGCACAGGACCUAACCAACAUCUCGGGUAGCAUCAUUGCUGGUAACGUGCCUGCCGUCACUAGUGUUGUCCCUCAAGUACAGAGCCAGAACGACGAUCUGACUGAGGAAGAUGAGGAGAAUCAGAGCCAAGAGGAGCAAAGUAAGGAAGAGUCCACCAAGCAAGAGGAGACAACAAAGAAGGAAUCUACUACAGAGGCUCCUACAACCACUGAAGCCCCUACGUCAACGGAGGAGUCGUCUACCACUGAAGCCACUACCACGACAACUGGCCUUCAAGUACCAUGUGGUGCCGAUAGUUGCGGUGGUGGUAGCGGUGGUGGUUCUUGUCCUAUUGGGUCUGGAGGGUCGAAAGGAGGACAGAUGGGCAGCGCUGCUGGCGAAGUCAACUGUAAUGACCUCUCAACGACCACUAUUGACGGUCCACUCCCUACGGACCCUUCCAAGCCCAUUGACUUCGGUGACGAUCCCUUUACUGCUCCUACUGCCCGGGCCGAGUCUGUAUCUUCACCCUCUAAGCGCGAUAUGGAGCUGGGAGUCCGAGCAUUCAACGAUGAUAUGUCUCCCAAUCCUUUCUACGUUGCCUCCCUCACUCCCAUUUGGGUCGAUCAGACUGGAGCCACAGCUGGACACUGGUUUGGCGCCCCCCCUUUCGCUGGUAAAGGCUCUGCUGGAGUCAACGGCAUCUAUGGCUGCACCUCGGUUAUUGUCGUGUCUGACUUGGGUGUCUAUGUGUCUCACAUCUGGGAGAACCCUGUCUUCAUCGACAGUUUCGGGAACCCGACGCCUGAUGCCGAUUUCCAAGCAACCACUUUCAACGCGCUUCGUGAUGGCACUAUUGACGCCAACGCCGAAAGCAUUGCUGGUUACGUUGGUACCGACGAGCUCCCCGGCGUACUGCAUUCCAUGUUUCACCCCAGGGUUUUCGUUGUGACUCCUUUCACCACCGCCUAUGAUCGUAGCAUUGGCGUCACCACUUCUCUGCGCUACGAGGCGCGUGCAAACUACUUGGCGACUGCAGUGUCGGGUAUUGUUCCUGGAUCUGAUUAUUCCGUUCUCGGUUACACACGAGUUGGUGAGGUAGAAUCUAAGGAGCAGUACGGAACGUGGGGUCGUGCCAUCGUCGAGUAUGAUAUGCUCGAGGAAAUCGUCUUUGGCUCGGAUGGCGACAUGACGGGCCAGUUCAUGGGCCGAUGGAGACUCUGGGUCGAGGACCAACUUGUGACUUCACACAAGUUCCUCGUCUUCCCUGACCCUAUUGCCCUUCCUGAGACAACACCUGCUGCUACCCCUGCUGCAGGUCUUUACAAGCGUGCCGACGAGGAGCCUGCCAGCAAGUGCUUGGUCCGCGGUGGCUCCACUGGUGCCUCUUCAGCCGCUCCCACUUCUACAGACAAUGCUGCUACGACAGCUGAUGCCACCUCUGCUGCCGAGACUUCAGCAUCACAUACUACAGAUGAGAAGACUACUGAGGCUACUGGAACAACCACUGCUGAAGAGAAGUCCACCGAGGCUGCAGGAACAACUACUAGCCAGGACAAGACCAAAGAGGCUACUACAACUCAGUCUGAGCCUGCCUUGACGACCUCCACCCCAAGCACCUUUAUCACUACGACCAGAGCCUCGUCCGGAGCUAUUACAUCUGGUGUCACGUCUGAUGCAGCAACAACCAGUGAGGAAGUCCGCACUUACUACCCUUGCGUGAUCUACGGCGGACCUCGUGUCGACAAGCCAUACUGUCAAUGCAGUACCACAGUCUCUGGCAAGCAAUACGUCACUUCAGCCUCCCUGAUCGACAACAGCUGCGAGGACUACACGUCGUAUCCGUCCCCAGUCGUCCCCGUGACCGAGGCCCCAGCUACCCAAGCCCCGGUGCAGACUCCUUUCACUGAGACCAACGACGGCACAGUUCUCGUCUACUCAGCUUAUACCCUUGAGUACUUUAUGGCGUAUACUGUCCAUGUCACAGCGACACGCGGCUAUGGUGUGCCAUCAACCGUUUCUACACCUGUACCAACUCAAACUGCUGUUGACAACGACGGUAGCGGACAGUGUGGAACAGCUGAUAGCUUGUCAAAGAAGGGACUGGGUGAGGCUUGUGAUCGGGCUAUCAAUGAAUUCGAUGCCGAUACUGUGUACAAGGGUUACACGACGCGAUACAGUCGGUCCAACAAGGGCAUCCUGAUGGCUGCCUCGUUUGGUCAAGCUGCUUGUAUUGCUAAGUUUGAGUGCGAUGACUACGGUAUUGGAAUGAAGGGCAGUGAUAUCAUUGCAGCUCGCGAGAAUGCCAAGACGAACGAUGAUAUUUGGAUUUGUGGACAUAUCCGCCUGUCCAACUCAUGCAGUGUCGUCAUGGACUACUGCACAAACUGUGACAAUAGUGGUUAG